Molecule: messenger RNA, 1001 nt
Organism: Leptopilina boulardi
Lineage: Eukaryota; Metazoa; Arthropoda; Insecta; Hymenoptera; Figitidae
Exons: 2
Coding region: 152-499 (115 amino acids)
Source: RefSeq, a predicted model, not a curated record
AAAAAGAAUAGACGUUGAUUGGUGGACAUUGAAUAUCACUACAAUCACUUUUAGAUAUUAAAACUUUUUGUGUUUACAUGUUUACAAAAGCUUUCGAAUUGUAGUAUAAUUUUAUCAGUGCUGGUUACACAUUACUUCAUGUGCAAGUAAAAUGUCAGGUAAAAUAAAUAUUGUAAAGGGUAAAACAAAAAUGGUAAAGGAUACAAUGAGAGACAGAUUAAUUAUUAGGUUUGUGAAACCACGCGUGUGUUUAUAUCAAAGAAAAUUAAACGUACAGGAGAGAAGUACAGGCUGGAAAGAGGUACUCGAUUGUAUGACAAUUGUAGGAUACUCAAAUUUAAAAGUACCGGAGUUGACGAAAAUAUGGACCUUUUAUAGAGACAAAUUUGUGAAGGCUCAUAAAAAAUUAUUGGAAGAUCCAAAUACAAAAACAUUCGAUUUCUAUGAUGAUCUCCUAUUCUUGGAAUCUCACAUUGCUCAUGCUCACGGAAACAGGUAAAGAAAUUAGUUUUAAAUUUUAUUUUAUUUCAUUUAAUUUUCACUUAAUUUUUGCUUAACUCAACUUCCACACAACUUCCAUUUCACUUUCACUUCAUUUUCAAUUCACUUUUUACUUCACUUUCACCUCACUUUCACUCCACUUUCACAUUACUUUCACUUUCACAUCACUUUCACAUCACUUUCACUUCAUAUUCACUUCUACUUCACUUAAUUUUCAAUUCACUUCUAAUUAACUUUCACUUUCAUCUAACUUUCACUUCAAAUUCAUAAUCACGUCACUUUCACUUUACUUUCACUUCAUAUUCACUUCAAUUUCACUUCAAUGUUACUUCACUUUUACUUCACUUUCACCUAUAUUUCAAUUCACAUUCACUUUAAAUUUUUUCUUUUAGUGGCGAGGUAAAUGACGUUGAUGAGCCUCCUGUUCCUCAGCCGCAGAAUCCUAAUCAUGCGAUAGUCGAAAAUUUAGCUACUGCAAAUGCUGCAGGAACAGAAGACGA